This is a messenger RNA of Emericellopsis atlantica, 2126 nucleotides long. RefSeq lists its product as uncharacterized. The transcript is spliced from 2 exons. The coding region runs from base 323 to 2095 and encodes 590 amino acids. Gene Ontology annotation, molecular function: zinc ion binding; DNA-binding transcription factor activity, RNA polymerase II-specific; DNA binding. Gene Ontology annotation, biological process: regulation of DNA-templated transcription; DNA-templated transcription. The record is from RefSeq and is a predicted model, not a curated record. Lineage: Eukaryota; Fungi; Ascomycota; Sordariomycetes; Hypocreales; Bionectriaceae.
GGACUUGAAUGACGCCAGGGUAUCCAGACCAUCUCCGCGAUUUCAUACAUGUACCCAUCACAUUGGACAAUGCAUAUUAGGUACUGACUGAACCAGGACCCGGACAAUCGGGUGGUGAAGAUGCGGAAGCAGAGCUCGCCUCCGCGACGUUCACGCGGGGAAGAUUCCACUUUUCUCCUCCCCACAACGCCGUGGUCGAGUCAUGCACGUACCUAAAAGAGGAAGAAACCCCAGAUGUGUGAAUUCAUAAGUUCAAGUUCGUCGCGGAGCCAGGUCGGCAUUCCCGACUUACUCCUUUGUCCAACACCUUGCACCAAACAGAAUGCAAGACCAACAGGCCAGCCCGUCGGUAUCCCCUCCGCCUCUAGGGAGGUCGCGGAGGACCCGGACGCGACCACGAACUCGUACGACUGUUGCAUGCGAUGCUUGCAGGGCGCGGAGAACGAGAUGUGACAGCCAGAGGCCUGAGUGUGGUUACUGUCGCACUCGCGGACUCAAGUGCCACUACGAGCAGAGCCUACCCGCCCCUACGUCCAAAGUGGAGGUGGAACUCGCUGCAAUUCACCAACGGCUCGACUACAUCUCCGCGAUGCUGCCGUGCCCUGGGCAGACUUCCUUCAUCCCAGAUGGUGUGGUGGCGGUGGGCCACGAUCAAGAAAACCAUCAUGUCUUCACAGGCGAGGAGAAACUACCCUUUCAGCUGCUCGGGACCGAGUGCAUGAUGACCAUUCUCGGUCUCGGCCCUGGGUUUGCCAAGGAGAUUGCCAUGCUCGAGAGGAACGCAUCGCCCGUAGGCAUAGGGAACUCGUCGAGGCUGCGUCUCAUUCAGCAACCACAAGCCCUCGCUGCGCUUGCUGCCUUUUCCCAGCUUGUCCACAUUUGGUACCCCAUACUCCGACCCGGGUUCUCGGAGCGCUACCUGGACAUCAUCUCGGGGCCUCUGACGCCAGGGCCCGAGUCUUGCAUGGUCCUGUUGGUCGCCGCCAUUGGCACCCUCGCCCUGCAAGAUCAUGAGCUGGGCGACGCGUCUUCUGGCAACAGCAGCGAGCUCUACCUAGAGGCUGCCAUGGCCUCCUUGCCCGCUGUCGUCACUGACAGAAGUGUCGAGGGCGUCCAGUGCCUUGUGCUUCUGAGUAUUUACCACUGCUGUCUUUCCAAGCCUUGCCAGGCACACGAGUACGCCGCCAUGGCCUCGUUCAAAGUGCAGAAUAUCUUGAAACACGUGGGGAUCAGCGAUGGCGAGCUCUACGAACACGUGAAGCGCGCCUACUGGGCAGUCCUACUCCUUGAGAGCGAACUUCGCGUGCAGUUCGACGUAGUAGAUAGCGGUAUCUGGAAACACGACGACCAGGUCGCCUUGCCCAACAGCCGCCGUGCAUGGCAGUUUGAUGUCGACGCAGGGUCGCCGCAGGCUUCCACCACCUCGCCAGACAGCACGCUCUCCGCGGACGGCCCUCGGACGGAUCGUACCCAGUCGUAUUUCCUCGCCGAGAUCGCCAUGAGGCGGAUGCUGCACCGCUGCAACACCGCCAUCCGCAGGACCCCUCGGGGUGACAUUGUCUACGCGCCACACAUUGCAUUGGAGCUCGAGCUACAGCUCGAUGAGUGGUAUGGCUAUCUGCCAGAGCCUGUGCGCUUCCAGCACCUCGACGCAGAUAUGAGCGAUUCCGCUCUUGGCCACUUGUCCGUAGAACCUCUGGGCAACUUUCUCCGUGUGCAGUACUACUGCUGCAAGUUGUCGAUAUACUGGCCGGCAGUGUAUCAAAGCAUCCAAGAUGGCACAGCCACGCCCGAGGUGCUCAAGCAUUGCGAAGGGUUCUUUGACGCAUAUAUCCAACUGAUGCCGAGUAUAGUGAUAUGCAUUCGCAACUGCAUCGUCAACCGGUGGACGCUGUAUGCUACAAUCUUUAUGACGUCCAUGGCGGUGCUGCAAGCAUCGCAGCAUCAUUUUCUCAGAGCCGGCUGCGCGGUGGACUGGUCCCGUCUUAUGGUGUGCUUACAGUCCACAAGCACCGUGGACAGACGCGUCGUGGAGGCUAGCCCAUCCCUUUCGCUUCUGGAAAGGACACUUGCUCAGCGACUGGCAGAGACUUAGUUCUCAAGUUUAAAUUAAUUCCGCUGAAAGU